Portunus trituberculatus (swimming crab) is the source of this 1019-nucleotide messenger RNA. RefSeq lists its product as uncharacterized. Bases 194 to 721 code for a protein of 175 amino acids. Lineage: Eukaryota; Metazoa; Arthropoda; Malacostraca; Decapoda; Portunidae. The record is from RefSeq and is a predicted model, not a curated record. The transcript has 5 exons.
UCUCCUUUCCAAACACCGCGCCUCGGGACAGGCGGCAAGUGGCUCGCGCCGCACACCGCCACCCUGCUCACUGUAAACAAACCAACCUGGCCCUGCUUGUGCUACACAGCCUACACUUUAGCGGGAGACGCCUCAGCCUCGCUCAGCGUUUACCGUCUUUAUUCUCGUCCGUUGCAUUUAAGAAACACUCAACAUGGCUAAGUGGACCGGGAAGAAGGUGAAUGUUGCAUUUUCAAAACCUGACGAGCCAUCAUUCCUCAAGAAAUUCAAGGAGAGAGUGGGCUACAAGGAGGACCAUGGCUUGUCAGAGAAGUUUGCAGUGAUGCCGGAUGCAACAGCAGAUGAUCUUGCUGACCAAGAUGAUGAGUUGCCCCAGGUAGUCAGUCUCCGGACAGGGGACUUGACGCAAGAAGAAGUGGAAAGAUUACGCUCAGAAGGAAAGCUGGAUGAUCUCUUUGGGGACAAAGUUGAGGGUGAGGUCCAGGGGCCAAAGCAGAGACAUGAAGUUGAAGGUGACGAAGCACCACCGGAUGGAAAAAUCAUCUUCCGCAAGCCAACCAAACGCAGCAGUGAUGAAGCACAAGGGAAGGACGGAAAGAAGCUAAAAGGUGAAAAAUCUGAGGAACCAUCAGAAAGUAAAUCAAAAAGAGUGAAAAAGAAAGGUGUUCAAAAUAAGAAACUCUUGUCAUUUAAUGAAGAUGAGGAAGAUGAAGAUUAUUAAGAACAGAACAGGAUAGUGUGUCCAUCUAGUUACAGCUUGGGUUUGGGAGCAAGUGCAGUAAUUCUUUGCCCUACAACUCUUAGAUACAUGCAAAACUGUCCAUUAGUACAGUCAAAUCUGUCACAUUUAGUAGUAUAGCACUGUCAUGAAUAGUAAACAGUGGACAUCAUGGAUCUCCUUGUGACUGAGACUCAAAAUCACAUAUGUUAUUCAUAAUAGGAGUUUUAUAAUAAAUAUAUGUAUGGAACCCAGAAAAAAAAAAAGUAAUUUUUUUAUCUCAAUAAAGUCUUUGUUGUAA